CCCAACGCAUGGGCUCACUGGGCCGGAAGGAGAAGGCUCUCACAAUUCACGAGGGGAGGAGACGGUUGGUCCAGGCGGGCAGAGAGAGGGAGGGGGAGGGCGGAGGUGAGCGUGCGCGGCGAUGCCGGAGCUACCGGAGGUGGAGGCGGCGCGGCGGGCGCUGGAGGCGCACUGCGUGGGCCGGCGCAUCGCGCGCUGCGCCGUGGCGGACGAUUCCAAGGUGGUCGUUGCCGGCGUCGGCCGCGUGGCCUUCGAGCGCGCCAUGGUCGGGAGGACCAUCGUCGCCGCGCGACGGAGGGGCAAGAACCUCUGGCUCCGACUCGACGCGCCGCCCUUCCCGUCCUUCCAGUUCGGGAUGGCUGGUGCAAUAUAUAUAAAGGGCGUUCCUGUCACAAACUAUAAGAGAUCGGUUGUCAAUUCCGAAGAGGAGUGGCCCUCCAAGUACUCUAAAUUUUUCGUUAAGCUUGAUGAUGGCUUGGAGUUUUCCUUUACUGAUAAAAGGCGCUUUGCAAGAGUUCGCUUGUUUGAAGAUCCUGAAACUGUACCCCCAAUUUCUGAGCUUGGUCCGGAUGCUCUCUUUGAGCCAAUGUCUGUUGACAAUUUUUUGGACUCCCUGGGUAGGAAGAAGAUUGGAAUAAAAGCUCUUUUACUUGAUCAGAGCUUUAUAUCAGGCAUUGGUAAUUGGAUUGCAGACGAGGUGCUUUACCAGUCAAGAAUCCAUCCAUUACAAAUUGCUUCAAGCCUAUCCAGGGAGAGUUCUGAAGCACUGCACCACAGUAUCCAAGAGGUUGUGAAAUAUGCUGUUGAAGUUGAUGCUGACUGUGACCGCUUUCCAGAGGAAUGGUUAUUUCAUCACCGCUGGGGCAAGAAGCCUGGUAAAGUCAAUGGAAAGAAAAUUGAAUUCAUAACGGCUGGUGGCAGGACCACAGCUUAUGUGCCACAACUGCAAAAAUUGACUGGAACCCAGUCUAGCAAAAUGAUAGCUGCUAGCCUGGAACAAGUGGCCGCAAAUGGUGGCGCCGAGGAUUUAGAGAUGAAUGGAGAAGAUGGUGAUAAUUUGAGGCCAAAAAAGCGAGUUGCGACCUCCAGGGCUGCCAGGGGCAGCAAAAGAAAGACACCAUAGGUGGUACAUCGAGAAUAUGCGAAUAGCAUGGUGGUAAGAACUCCAGGUGUGAGGCUAACAACCAGGGUUUAACCCCGGUUCACGUAAAAAAGGGCUCCUCGUUGUGUGUUCUUUGUGGCCGUGGCGCGGUCGCUCGAUAGUGUGCGGGUUGUAUGUAGCCGGUUUUCAGAGUCUUUUCUCGAUCUUAAAUGCAAUACCUUCUGGAUAUCUAUUCCCUUGGGUCAAGUUUUCAUAGGUGGCACAUCCAAAGAAAAGGAAAAAUGGUGGUGAUGGUGAGAAACCAGGUAGUGAAUGUAGCAACAAAGAUGAUGUUACGAUUACAGAACCAAAUAAAGUUGGCACCAUUAGCAAUGGCGAGUAAGAUUUGGAGAAAUCUUCCAGUAGUGCAGGCCAUAAAUCACUUCAGGUUACAAGGUCAUCAAGGAACAAAGUGAAACCUAGCCAAGAAAGAUAGCUGGGGAUUGGUCUAUUUGUCUCACUGGCAUUUGCAAACUGCAUUUUGGUGUAUAUAUGUCGCCUGCAUGUUCGCAUUUAGUAUAUGCUUUCCUGUGCUCAUCCGGUAAAAUCCCUUGAAAACCAGGAGACGUGAUUUCCAUUCUCUUCGUUUUGUGCGUACCACUGUAUUCUGUACCUGAUGAACAGAGGAUGCCACUUCAACAUUCUUGGAGUGAUAUGUUCCGGGGGCACAUUUUGCUGUAUCUC
Messenger RNA from Phragmites australis (common reed), 1825 nucleotides. RefSeq names its product formamidopyrimidine-DNA glycosylase-like. Gene Ontology annotation, molecular function: oxidized purine nucleobase lesion DNA N-glycosylase activity; zinc ion binding; DNA-(apurinic or apyrimidinic site) endonuclease activity. The record is from RefSeq and is a predicted model, not a curated record. The coding region runs from base 122 to 1123 and encodes 333 amino acids. Gene Ontology annotation, biological process: base-excision repair. The transcript has 10 exons. NCBI's taxonomy places the organism in Eukaryota, Viridiplantae, Streptophyta, Magnoliopsida, Poales, Poaceae. Gene Ontology annotation, cellular component: nucleus.